AUGUGUGGCGACCUCUGCCACGGCUCAAGUCCGGCCGGGGGCGUGCCGGAGACGCGCGACCGUGGACGCGCGCCCCACAGAUAUGGAUUUAAGAUUAACGAGAAAGUGCCAGUUACGGUCACACUUGUAAAACGCGGGCGCGGCGAGGCACGGCGAGGCGCGGGUGUGACGCGAGGGCCGGGGCGCGCGGCGUGUUUACACGCGGGUGCAGGCGGCAGGCGGCAGGCGGCGGGUGCAGCGGGCGGCGAUCGAUGCUGGGCGGGGCGAGCGCCGCGCGCCGCGCCCGGCGCCAGUCCGCCUCGGGGCCGCGUCCGCGCGGUCGUCGCCUGUCGCUGUCGCUGUCCGCUGCGGCGCGCCGGAGUGUCUCCGCGACCGCGGGCGCCCGGCGGCGGCGGCGAGCCUCGCGCCGCCCGCCCCCGCGCCCAUGCCGCGCCCGCCCGCCGCUCGCCCGCCCGCAGCCGCAGCGCGCCCGCUCCCGCGCCCGCGCCCGCCGCCGCCCGCCGCCGCGCGCGCAGCCUGGCCGCCCGCGCCGGCGCACCCGCCGCCGCCGCGCCCGCGCCCGCGCCUGCACCUCGUCUGCGCCCCGUCUUCCUCUGGGCUCGCCAGCACGACGGCACCGUGCAGGAGGUCCACUGCGAGGACUACGACCCGCGAAAUCGUAUUCGUAUAGCGCGCACCCCGAACGGUUGGCGCGUGAUCCCGCGGACGGAGAUCUACAACUCGAUCCGUGUGCCGGCGCCGCCGCCGCGCGAGCGCAAGGAGCGCCGCCGCCGCGGCCGCUCGGGCAGGUCGCGCCGGAGAAGGGUCGACCGCCCGGACCGGGGGGCCGAGCAGUGCGCCGAGCCGGCCACGGUCCAGCCCGCGUGGCUAGCUCCCGAUCUGGAGUCACACAUCCCCUCGCACACGAUCGCGGUGCCGCGAGUGGUGCAGCAGCCUCCGCCUCCGGCGGAGCCCACCCCGCUGGACAACUUGCUAGCGGUGGCCGAACUGGAGUUUAAUCAGCAGCGCGGUGAAGAACUUGAGUUGGAAGGAAGUGGCGCGUGA
Molecule: messenger RNA, 1044 nt
Organism: Galleria mellonella (greater wax moth)
Lineage: Eukaryota; Metazoa; Arthropoda; Insecta; Lepidoptera; Pyralidae
Product: skin secretory protein xP2-like
Exons: 3
Coding region: 1-1044 (347 amino acids)
Source: RefSeq, a predicted model, not a curated record